Molecule: messenger RNA, 429 nt
Organism: Dictyostelium discoideum AX4
Lineage: Eukaryota; Evosea; Eumycetozoa; Dictyosteliales; Dictyosteliaceae
Exons: 1
Coding region: 1-429 (142 amino acids)
Source: RefSeq, a predicted model, not a curated record
AUGGUAUCAAAUAAAAGAGUAAUAAAAGGUGAAUUUGAAAGACCUAUUAUUGUUGGAUCAAUUUCUAAUUGGUUAGGUAAAAAAGGAGAUGGUCUAACUCAUACCCACAGAUGGACAGCAUACAUUAGAGGUAUGAACAAUGAAGAAUUACCUUUUAUUAAAAAAGUAGUAUUUCAUUUACAUAACAGUUUUAAAAAUCCAAAUAGAGGUAAUAUCUUCAAAAAUAAUAAUAAUAAUAAUAAUAAUAAUAAUAAUAAUAAUAAUAAUAAUAAUAAUAAUAAUAAUAAUAAUAAUAAUAAUAAUAAUAAUAAUAAUAAUAAUAAUAAUAAUAAUAAUAAUAAUAAUAAUAAUAAUAAUAAUAAUAAUAAUAAUAAUAAUAAUAAUAAUAAUAAUAAUAAUAAUAAUAAUAAUAAUAAUAAUAAUAAAUAA